Archocentrus centrarchus (flier cichlid) is the source of this 2907-nucleotide messenger RNA. RefSeq lists its product as uncharacterized. The transcript has 3 exons. The record is from RefSeq and is a predicted model, not a curated record. NCBI's taxonomy places the organism in Eukaryota, Metazoa, Chordata, Actinopteri, Cichliformes, Cichlidae. Bases 1009 to 2907 code for a protein of 632 amino acids.
ACAGAAUUUAUUCAAUGCUCUUCUUUGUAUGUCUGUAACAAAUAUUUGUAAUGUUCCUUUAAGUAAUGCGUUUGGUCCAGAACUCAGUGGAGCGGAAGUAACAUUCAGUGCGGACUUUUUAGAGUGUGACACAAGCAACAAGGACUAUGGGGGCGUGGGUUUCUGCAUCUCCUCGCCAUCUUCAUACAGGACUUAAGUAUAUAAAGGACUCAUGUCAGUUGUUAUGGUGAAGUUAUGUGUCAAGUCCAAUUUUUGAUCCGCUCAUUGAGAAGAGUGAAGUGCAACUCCGAAGUUGAUCGUAUUUCUCCCGUUUGGUUACAGCAGGCAAUGAGUUCUCACGAUGGCAACGCUGAGUGAUCCUGUUGGUGAGCUUGGAAUAAACCAUCUGUAUAUAAAGAACUUGUCCUCGUGGUGACUGACGGGAGUAACAGUGAGAACUCAUCUGCUCCUUGAGAGUGGACGAGAAGGAAGUGAACACAACCCAAGUCGCCUACAAGAGAUGUCCUUGCACAAGACUCCACCAGAUGCCACCAGCCAAGAACGGGUUUGAAUGUCCUAACAAUACUAAGGAAAGACACAGUGAAGGGUUCAAGUGUGCUGCAGAAAUUUAAGCUGAAGAUCACCUACAAGUUUGGAUGCUUUAAAGUGCAAGCAAAUAGGUCCUAAGGUGUUUUCAUUAUAUCUGCAUCAAGAACAUUCAAGUUUACGAUAAUUUAAAGUGUUGAGCUAUUUAUGCUUUCAUAUUAUUGUUGGUAAUUUCAGACCCAUGCUACUGAAACUUUAAGUUUCACAAGUCUUGGACUUUAAGUUUGUAAGAAUAGAUUACUCAAAGUGUUCGCUGAUAUUCUGCAAGUUCAUCUUCUGUGAUUAAUCCAACUUAACCACGUUUAUAUAAUCAGUCUCUAAGAGGUGCUAAUUUAAGUAAUGUGAAAUUGAGUGUGCAUUGUUCAUUUUUGUGGUUUUACUAAAUCAACCCAAGUGCAUCCAUUCACCCCAACUGAAUCCAACAUGUCAGUCACAAAUGCAUCUAAAGAUUAUGAUAAACAUGAGGAAAGGAAUAAUACCAAACCCCAGGAAUAUCCUCCACUGUGCAGUUCUCCUCCACAGAACAUAGAUGGUCUGCAAGAAACCCAAGGAACAUUAGAGGUUCAGACAUCAACGAGUAAGUGUCCACAAACUACACAGGAUGUACAACAAGCACCUCGCAAAAGCCAUCGGUCACGAACAUUAACUGAGAAGGGAAGAGAAAUGUUGAAACCCAGGAUUAAAGAGUUGGAACAAAGCUUCAAGAUUAAGUAUGAAAAGUGGAAGGUUCUAGCAAAGGAUGCACAUCAUUCACUUUCUGGCAGCUGUUCAGAUGAAGAGCUACAAACCAUAAUAAACAACAUCUCCUGUGCAUCCAGAGAACUAAAUACAGCAUAUGAAAAUUGGCGUAAGGUGGACAAUCCUGAUAAUAAUGCAAGACGCAGAAUUGACAGCAGUGAAGAGAUAACGAAAAAUGUUAUUGAGACUGCAAAAUGUUAUUUGAGAGGAAAGAAACCAGUUGACACACAGUUUAUUGGACAUGAAUCUUUCUUAAUGUCUGAGAAGUCAUAUCACACCAGCAAGCACUCACAGAGCUCUAGUGUGUGCAAAGACUCACAAAGAUCAUCAAGGGUCACCUCUAAGUGUUCCAGUGCAACAUCCAUGAGCAGACAAGAAGCUGCAGCUAAAAUUGCUGCAGCUGAAGCAACUCUGGAAAUUAUACAUGAACAGCAGUGUCAACAAGCAGAGCUUCUAAGACUGGAAGCUGAAGAUAAAAGACAGAUUGCAGAGCAAACAGCUGAAGCUUGUAGACGACGUUUAAGGAUGGAGGAAGAAGAAGCCCUGCUAAAGGCAAAACUGGAGGUGGAAAAUGCUGCCAGGCGGAAAAUUUUGGAAGACAAGCGAAGGGAACUGGAACGGUUGGAAGCAAUCAAACAGCUAAGUGCUGCGAAGGCAUCAAUGCAAGUAUAUGAGCAAGAUGAAAAUUCAGAAGAAGAAAUUAGGCAGUUGCUACAUGAUUGCAGAUUGGAAAGGGAGAAGGAAAGUGACAGAAUUGACUACAAGGGUCGAAAUGUUAACGCACCAGAGCUUCCUUCUCCACAACAUACCGUUACACAGCCACUGCAUGAUGGCAGUAUAGCAGCACUUGCUAGGGUGUUGGCAGAUUCUAUCAGUGCCAGUCGUCUUCCUAUACCAGAGCCAACUGUAUUCAGUGGUGACCCUCUGAAGUAUAAGAAUUGGAAAGCUGCCUUUCAAACUUUGAUAGACAGAAAAAAUAUACUGGCAUCUGAAAAAAUCUACUAUUUAGGCAAGUACGUUGGUGGACCAGCUAAGAAGGCCAUUGAAAAUUAUUUCCUGCUAGGCACAGAGGCUGCUUACAUUACAGCAUGGGAGGUUUUAGAGGAAAGAUUUGGAAACUCUUUCCUUAUUGCAAAGGCCUUCAGAGACAAACUAAAUGCAUGGCCCAAGAUUGGCUCCAAGGACAGCUUAGAGCUUCAGGAGUUUGUAGACUUCCUGCAUAGCUGUGAAACUGCGGUAACCCAGAUUAAUGGAUUAGAGAUUCUUAAUGAUUGCAACGAAAAUCAAAAAAUCCUCUCCAAGCUUCCUGACUGGCUGACUUCAAGGUGGAAUCGAAAGGUCUUAAUAAUAGAAGAAGAAACUGGAAGAUUUCCAAGCUUUAGCCAGUUUGUACAGUUUCUUAUUAAGGAAGCAAAGAUUGCAUGCAAUCCUGUUACCUCACUCCAUGCUUUGAAACAAUGUGAUGGGGAAAGGGCCAAACCACAAGGAAAGCGGGGUCAUGCAGCUAAGGUUCUAUCAACAAACAGUGAUGAGAAGAGUGACACCUUAACUUGUGGCUGUAGCUCAAGACAGCACGUUCUCUAA